GGCUUUUAAUUUCCCUGUUUACUAGUGAACUAGGUCCUUGCAGAUUUAACCCAUCGUGGUGGGUUAGGUUUACAGGAGGCUUACUUUCUUAUUUAGUGAAAUACUUAUAUCAAGUGUCAUGUUAAGGAGACAUGAGUGAUGUGGAGAGAGUACUGCUUACAUCCUUGGUACUUGAGCUAGGCAAAGUCUGGCACAAACCUAAUAAUCUCCCCACACCUACCUCAUGAAGCAAGGCCAGUGUUGUAUGUAAUAUUGCCAACAUAAAUUGAGCUGACAUUAUUCAUCUACCCACACGGUUAUGCUAGCCAGCAGAGAAGUCAGCUUAAAGCUGACUGUAUGUUGCUAAUGGACUCAAAAUGUGUUAGAACCUCCUUAUACAUGUGAGUGUUCUGAGUGCAUGAAGGCAGCUGAUGUAAAAGAUCAUGCUUCACAGCAACUUCUACCCCUGCAGUCAGCAUUUGGAGUUGGAGAAAGUCCCGUUACAACCCAGGGAUCACAAACACAGCAACUACAGAAGCAUUAUGGCAUUACCUCACCUAUCAGUUUAGCUGCCCCCAAGGAGUUUGACUGCAUGCUUACCCAGAAAUUAAUUGAAACCUUAAAACCAUAUGGUGUAUUUGAAGAGGAAGAAGAAUUGCAGCGCAGGAUUCUAAUUUUGGGAAAAUUAAAUAACCUGGUAAAGGAAUGGAUACGGGAAAUCAGUGAAAGCAAGAAUCUUCCACAAUCUGUAAUAGAAAAUGUUGGAGGAAAAAUUUUUACGUUUGGAUCCUAUAGAUUAGGGGUUCAUACAAAAGGUGCUGAUAUUGACGCCCUCUGUGUUGCACCAAGACAUGUUGAAAGAAGUGACUUUUUCACAUCGUUUUAUGAAAAACUGAAACAACAAGAAGAAGUGAGAGAUCUGAGGGCUGUUGAAGAAGCUUUUGUCCCAGUUAUUAAACUUUGUUUUGAUGGAAUAGAGAUUGAUAUUUUGUUUGCAAGAUUAGCACUGCAAACUAUUCCUGAGGACUUAGACCUACGAGACGAUAGCCUACUUAAAAAUUUAGACAUUAGAUGCAUACGAAGUCUUAAUGGUUGCCGGGUAACCGAUGAAAUUCUGCAUCUAGUACCAAACAUUGACAACUUCAGGUUAACACUGAGAGCUAUCAAACUGUGGGCAAAACGCCACAACAUCUAUUCCAAUAUACUAGGUUUCCUUGGCGGUGUUUCCUGGGCUAUGCUAGUAGCAAGAACUUGCCAGCUUUAUCCAAAUGCAAUAGCAUCAACUCUUGUACAUAAAUUUUUCUUGGUAUUUUCUAAAUGUGCUACAAUCUUUUUGAACAGGGAAUGGCCAAAUCCAGUGCUAUUGAAACAGCCAGAAGAAUGCAAUCUUAAUUUGCCUGUAUGGGACCCAAGGGUAAACCCCAGUGAUAGGUACCAUCUUAUGCCUAUAAUUACACCAGCAUACCCACAGCAGAACUCUACCUACAAUGUGUCCGUUUCCACACGGAUGGUCAUGGUUGAGGAAUUUAAACAAGGUCUUGCUAUCACAGAUGAAAUUUUGCUGAGUAAGGCAGAGUGGUCCAAACUUUUUGAAGCUCCAAACUUCUUUCAAAAGUACAAGCAUUAUAUUGUACUUCUAGCAAGCGCACCGACAGAAAAACAGCGACUAGAAUGGGUGGGCUUGGUGGAAUCAAAAAUCCGUAUUCUAGUUGGAAAUCUGGAGAAGAAUGAAUUCAUUACGCUGGCUCAUGUGAAUCCACAGUCAUUCCCAGCACCCAAGGAGAAUCCUGACAAGGAAGAAUACCGUACAAUGUGGGUGAUUGGGUUGGUGUUUAAGAAAACAGAAAAUUCUGAAAAUUUAAGUGUUGACCUUACCUACGACAUUCAGUCUUUUACAGACACAGUUUAUAGACAAGCAAUAAACAGCAAGAUGUUUGAGAUGGAUAUGAAGAUUGCUGCAAGGCAUGUGAAACGUAAGCAACUUCACCAACUGCUACCUAAUCAUGUGCUUCAGAAAAAGAAAAAGCAUUCAACAGAAGGGAUCAGGUUGACAGCUCUGAAUGACAGCAGCCUAGACUUGUCUAUGGACAGUGAUAACAGCACGUCUGUGCCUUCACCUACUAGUGCUAUGAAGACGAGUCCAUUGAACAGUUCUGGAAGUUCUCAGGGCAGAACCAGUCCUGCGCCAGCUGUAACAGCAGCAUCUGUGACCAACAUACAGGCUUCUGAAGUCACUGUGCCACAAAUAAAUUCCAGUGAAAGCUCAGGGGGUACUUCAAAUGAAAGCAUUCCUCAAACUGCCACACAACCAGCCAUUUCUCCACCACCAAAGCCUACCAUCUCUAGAAUUGUUUCCUCAGCGUAUCUAUUAAAUCCAUCACCAAGAACUUCAGGAAAUGUUGCAACAAAAAUGCCUAGCCCUGUCACAGCAGUGAAAAGGACAUCAUCUCCCCAUAAAGAAGAGUCUCCCAAGAAAAUAAAAAUUGAAGAGCAGGAUGAAAUAAGCGAAGAUACUAGCUGUAUAGAUUUGAAUGAGCAUGAAAAAAUGGACAUUAAGGAGCAACUUGAGACAGAAGUGAAUGUUAAUUCUCAAACAGAAACUCUUCAGACAACUUCUCUGCAAGCUCCUCAGAAAACACCCAGUACAGACCUUUCAGAUAUCCCUGCUCUCCCCGCAAAUCCUAUUCCUGUUAUCAAGAAUUCAAUAAAAUUGAGAUUGAAUCGGUAAAAACAACCUCAGGGGUCCAUAAACAAUAUCUGCCAACUCAACCUGUUGUCUUCUAAUGCUAGAAAAAAAGGAGAACAGAGGGUGCAAGACUAGAACAUAAUCGCAAAUGGAUUUAGGUAUAUUUUGUGCACUUCCCUUUCUGGGCUAAAAUCACCACUUGAUUGGAAGUCCAGGUUAGUAUGUGAAGCCAGGAGUACAAUUAAUGUGUUAGCAACAGUUGCAUUAAAUAUUUCAAAGGAUUACUGCCUUUAAAAACAUGAACACUAUUUGUAGCCAUAUUUGACAUUCUGAUUGAAUUUGUUUGAUGCAUUGUUUCAAAACUGAGAUAAAACUGGCAUAAGAAUCCCUUAAAUGCACUUUUAUGUACUUUUUUUAUUGGAAUAUGACUAAUUUUACAUCUCAGCUGAUACACUUUCAUUUUAUUGAAGAAUCUCUUCAAUAGUGCAAAUUGGAUGAUGUUCUACAAUAUACUAUGCAUUGAAAACAAGUGUGUAGUAUAUCUAGUUCAACUGCCAUCAAGCAGCAGUAAGCCUUUAAAAUGAAAUGUCAAAUCUUGAGGUUAUAAGACAUAAGUUGAGGAAGUAAUUGGGAAGUUUUGGUAUUGGUGGGACUGGGACAUGAUUAAGAUGUGGUCUACUUUUUAUUUAUAGGAUUGUUUUAAGGUGCAUACAGAUCAGCAGUGAAAGAGCAAAUAAACUUUCCUUUGAGCUAAUCAAACUCUAUUACCUUUUUUGAUCCCUUUAUUUCUUGGGAAAAGCUUUUGUAUUUAAUGGUGGGUGGGGUUUUUUGUUGGUGGCUUUUUUUUUUUUUUUCCCCCUCUCCAGCUUGUAUGCACCAUAUAGGACAAUGGUUAUUUCUACAAAAUAAAAACAAGCCAUGUAUUCAUUUGGGUUCCCUCCUGCCCCUUACCUUGUCAUAAUACCUUGUGGCCUGUAGGCACAAAUUCAAAAUUUUGUCCCAUGACUAAAAUGUUUAAGUAAAUAUUGUGUGCCUGUGAAAUAUAACACCUGUCUUGAUGGCCUCUGAAUCACUAAAUAUAAGAUGAUUUUUGUACACUCCAUGAAAGUCCUGUAUGCAUUAAAAAGCUUCAAAUUUUAAAUAAAGGCAAAAAGACUUUUCCUGAAGAAUUUUAACCUUUUUAUUUUUAGAUGGCUCAUCGAAAAUUGUUUUACAUACUGAACAAUGCUGAAUUUUUAAAAAUCAUAUUUCUAGUAAGCACUUGACAUCUAGUAAGCUCUAGACUCCUAUUUUAUUUUUUUUUUUCUUGUAGUCCUAUCAAUAAAGUAACAACUUUUUCUUUUGAAAGAACUAAAUCUCUCAUGGCAAAAGACAGCAGUAUUUGAGGAACAUGAGGGAUACCAACAGUAAUACCAGAUGUAGAUAACAAACUUCAUGUUACUAUUACUUAAGUCUGGAAUGUGGGAUGUCAAAUCAUACUUCCCAUACUUUGAUUAGCAUGUUUUAUGAACUCCCUUCUCCCUUUGUGCUCCAUCCUAUUACACGUGCAUCUUUCAUAUUAAAAUUGAAUUACUUACACUCUUCCCCUUAUCCUUCUAAAUUAAUUCUCCAAAGUCAGAGUGUAGCUUAUCUUUUACUUAGGCUGUGCAGUAACUGAAGGGUUUUUUUUGCCAUUUGUCUAAGAUGUCUAGUAUACAAUAUUUCUCUUUUCCUUGCCCUGUGCAGCCUGCUGUCGUCCACCCCCCAAAGAAGGUUAUAUUAACAGUUGAAGUGUACAAGGUGUCUGUGUAUUUUGUGUAGCUAUGGAGUUUAGAUCGAAAUUGCCAGGCACAAAUUUAGUCUUGUCAUUUUGUUUACACAUCAGAAAAUCUUUUUCAUUUUAUUAAACGUUUCAUGUAACUGCACCCAAGUUUUGCCAAGCUGGAAACUUGGAACCUUUCUGUAUAGUGACUUUUUAAUUCUAGUUUUCAUAACCUGGAGAUCAGACUGUUGCUUUCGCAUGAUGUACGUAGUGUCUCAUGACUGGAGUUUGCUUUGUUUUAUAGUAUCUGUACUCCUUGUAUUUUUCAAGAGCUAUUUUGUAAACAGAUGAUGUAUUUCUCCAUUGAAAACACAAUAAAAAACAGCACAAUCCCA
Molecule: messenger RNA, 4801 nt
Organism: Strigops habroptila (Kakapo)
Lineage: Eukaryota; Metazoa; Chordata; Aves; Psittaciformes; Psittacidae
Gene: PAPOLA
Product: poly(A) polymerase alpha
Exons: 22
Coding region: 398-2707 (769 amino acids)
Cellular component (GO): nucleus
Molecular function (GO): poly(A) RNA polymerase activity; RNA binding
Source: RefSeq, a predicted model, not a curated record